CUACCACUCCUCGACCUCAUCAGUCGGAGUCCCCAUUGUCCUCACCAUCUCCUCUUCCUUACGUACCCCGCGAUGUCCGAGUUUUUUAAUGAUGGUAGCGGUGGUAGUGGAUUACGCCGGGAAGACAUUCCUCUUAACGAGAGAAAUAAAUCUCCCGUUAGAAAACGGAGACUUGUGACUCCCGUUUCACCCGAACUUAUGGCGGCGCCUUAUGUUACAAGGGCCACUGUCGCACCGAUUGUCACCAAUACUAGACCGAUGUCAACACCCGAUGACUAUGAUUUAUCGGCCAUUUAUAACGUCCCCUCUGAGACCAUUGUGUCUGUGGUCCCGAAUUCUGCUCUCUCUGCUGUGUCUAAUGGCAAUUUGGUUCGUCCGUCAUCGGUAGUUUUGACUCGUCUUCGGGAACCAGUUAUUGAUAUCUCCACCCAUUCGUCACCAAAGAGAGUCACUCGAUCGACCAAACAAGUGGUUGACAUUUUUGGUCGCUAUUUGUGUGAAAAUAAGGCCGACUUUUUAAAUGGUCGUCAGGACUUAAAAGAUUUGAUUAGUCCGAAUGAUGAUUCGUUUGUGGACAAUUGUGUUGACAUAAAGAUUCGUCAGUAUGAAAGGGCGCCAAGAAGUUUUGACGAACCGGGUCCAAUUGCUGAUGAAUACGAAUUGGAAGCAAUUGUCGGUCAGUUUACUCGGUUGGGUAGAGGGAAUUUCAAACGGCAUUUUGUUGUUGUAUUUUGGGCGGGUUAUGAGUUGCCAACUGUUGAACCUUUGGCUAAUUUUAAACAUAAAAAAGAUUAUCAGCGCUUUUUGGAUCCUAUAUCCUUCCGCGUAGCUGGUUCGUCGGCGCAGGACAUUCCUAAGGCGGUACCAGAUCCGGUUGGUGCUGGUCCUCACGAAAUGAUUUUACGUGAUUUGGUUAUGGAACUCCAAAGAUUAGGGUUGUUCACUCUUCAUAAUGGUUUUGAUAGGUAUAAGUUUCGCUUUUCAUUACCAGUUCUACAGUAAUUAUUAUCCUUAUUUGUUCAUUUUACUGUAGUAAACAAUCAUUGGAUUUGUCGCGUCAAUUGGAACUCGACACUUGGUUAAAUCUAUACGAUAGUUGGGUUGCCAUGUCUUCUGGUAUUUUUAUUAACCGUGUGAUUUUAGGGACUUCACACUAUCGUCAGAGAGAAUACGUUGGAUUUGAUCCAAAAUACAAAGUUUUAUUCAGUCCCGAAGUCACGAAAGCGCGUAUCAACAUGAAAGCCGUCGUUGAUGUCAAUGAUAAGGUUGUCUUUCUUGUAAUGCGGAAGACUGAUAUCACUCGAAUUGAUCCAUUGAUUCAUACUGGUGUCUUCGUCUCACAUAAAAUCACCGAAUUCAAAUACAAAUGUAAUAUUUGAUGGAUAUGUUGUUAUUUUUUAGAUAUUAAUUAGUUGUUUUUAUGUAGAUUAUUACUUUGACCCUACACCGAAAGUAAGUGCUCUACAGCGUCUACCACCGACUAUUUCGGCUUUUAUUAAAGCAUCUUCAGUUGGCUCGCAUUAUUCUGGGUCUAAGUGUGUCCAUCGUCUAUACGGGACUCAAGGGUCCGAUGAUGACUGUCUGUUCCGCUCUCUUGUUUUUAUCGCCAAAGUUUUGGACGACUUUUCUUUUAUUGA
Messenger RNA from Oppia nitens, 1637 nucleotides. RefSeq lists its product as uncharacterized. The record is from RefSeq and is a predicted model, not a curated record. Lineage: Eukaryota; Metazoa; Arthropoda; Arachnida; Sarcoptiformes; Oppiidae. The transcript is spliced from 2 exons. The coding region runs from base 73 to 1002 and encodes 309 amino acids.